AAUCCCCGUUUCACCAAAUAUACAUUCACCUUUUCAUAUUUUCGUCUUCGGUCGCAUAGUAGUCGGUUGCCAUGCUCGAAGGCAAGGCCGUGAUAGGGGAAACCGACAUGCUCCAGACCAUGCAACAGACCGCGCUCGACCUAGCGGCCAAAGCGCUCGACUUCUACGAGGUCACCGAGCCCACCGAGAUCGCCCGCUUCAUCAAGCAGGAGUUCGAUGGGAUAUAUGGAGCGGGCUGGCAAUGCAUAGUGGGGACGGAUUUCGAGUCGUUUGUGACGCACUGCCACGGCUGUUUCAUUUACUUUUGCAUCGGCAGCCUCGCGGUUUUGCUUUUCAGGGGCUCGGCUGGGCCUCAAGCAACCCAGUUUGCGACCUUAGAUGCAGUGAAAGCAUGAAGCCAUAUUCUCCAUUUGUUUCUCCUUUGCUUGUGCAGACUUGACAGCUUGCAUGAAUUUGCUGCUUUUUCUUCUAUCACUCGAGAAUUAAUGACAAUGCAAGCUAUCUCUCACACAAA
Diospyros lotus (date-plum) is the source of this 514-nucleotide messenger RNA. RefSeq lists its product as uncharacterized. Gene Ontology annotation, cellular component: dynein complex. Gene Ontology annotation, molecular function: dynein intermediate chain binding; dynein light intermediate chain binding. Lineage: Eukaryota; Viridiplantae; Streptophyta; Magnoliopsida; Ericales; Ebenaceae. Gene Ontology annotation, biological process: microtubule-based process. The record is from RefSeq and is a predicted model, not a curated record. Bases 72 to 395 code for a protein of 107 amino acids. The transcript has 2 exons.